AAGUGUAAAAAGUGUAAAAAAGUGUAAGCAAAUCGAACAGACCAAAUGAUCUGUUCUUUACAGCUACACUUUCUACACUCGAAAGUGAUAAAAUUACACCUAUAAGUGUGAGAGGGAAAAAGAAAAACUGAAAAAGACAAGAAUUACAAGAGACAAUUUUCAGCUCGAAAAGAACAGACCUAGCAUUUCUUCCUUUCUCAAGUGAAGUACAAGAGCCAUUUAAAAUAAGUGCCAUUUAAUCGCUUCAAGAUGAUGUUCUCCUCUUAGCAGUCUAUAUGCAUUUCGUAUGAAAGAGUACCUUCUCGUGUGAAAGAAUACGUUCUACCUCUAUUUUCUACAAGUUUUACGGACGAGUUUUACGUUAAUCUCGUCUUUGUUACUUUUUAUUGUAUACUCCACUCGAAAAUGGAAGACGUAUGUAUUUUCGAUAAAUGAAGGAGUUUCACACAAAGACAUCGAGAAAUUUGACAUUCUUUCAUAAGAAUUUUACAAAGUUUCUGGAGCAAUGGAUGAGAAGCAAACAGAAAAUCCAAUCUCCAAAGAUCAUUUAGACAAUACUAAUGUACCUGUGAUAACAGCUGAUUUAGAGAUGCUUACUAUAGAUAUUAAUCCUCCACCUACAGAAACCAAGAGGAUUCUUAGGAAAAGGUUAUCUAAGCCUUCUUCUGUAGAAAACGAUUCUAUAGAAAUGGUUAAACGAAGCUUGAGACCAAAAAAAAGAAGGAUCUAUGAGGUGGAGGAGACAGAGGAAGAAAUUGUCAAGGAAUAUUAUUUAGACAAAAAAAUAAAUAAGAAAUCAAAUAAUCUUGAAACAAUAUUUGAAGAAACCCAGAAUUCCGACGACGACACUACAAUACGUAUGAGUGCGAAGAGAUUUAAGAGAAUGUUGAUGUUUGCUCCUACAGCUUCCAAGUUGAAGAAGAGACGUGCAAAGAUACAAAGAGUUUUUGGAUCUAAGGUUAGGUACAAGAGAUGUGGAUCGAUGCAGGCUCUUAUAGAUAAAUUAAAUACCAUCAGAGAGAAUUCACCAAUGAAAAUUGACAGUGAACUCAAAUGAUACCAGAUUCCUCGAUGACAUAUUUAAAUGCCAUUUUUUUAAAGAAAUUAUCUGAAGAAUAAUAUGUUAUGUAUACUUCAGGAUUUCAUUAAAAAAAUGUAUCAGACUUAUUUUAUAAUCACAUUUAAGGGAUAAUAUUUAGAUGGAGAAAUUUACAUUUCCAUCUACUAAGAAUGUUAUACUAUAUAGAAUUUUCUGUGCAGGCAUUUAUUCGAUUCUCGUAUUGUAGAUUUACAUGUUUCGAAUUAUAAGAAUGUAAGGACCAUAAUGUGUGAUAAUUAUAUUUCUAUUUGCAUAUUUGAGAUUUAUCUCGAUUAUAUUAACAGCAAUAUAUAUCAUAUAAGAAGUAAUAAUGUAUCUUUUAUUUCUUUAAGUACUAGUACUUCCUCAUUGCGUCUACAUUGAAUUAUGAUAAAAAAAAGUAAUUCAUUUUGACACGUCUUAAAUUAGUAUGUCUUCUUGUUUCUGAAAUCGUAAUUUAAGCUAUUAAUGAGGAGAUCAAAACCUUCGGUAUUGUUCGUACCAUACGUUGCAUUUUAGUUUAGAUUCAAUUCAAAAUUUAUAUACAUCCAUUUAUUAUUAAA
Messenger RNA from Acromyrmex echinatior (Panamanian leafcutter ant), 1641 nucleotides. RefSeq lists its product as hypothetical. Lineage: Eukaryota; Metazoa; Arthropoda; Insecta; Hymenoptera; Formicidae. The record is from RefSeq and is a predicted model, not a curated record.